AGACGCUGGGCUGGUUGAUGGGAUGGAAGUCAGGUGGUGCAUAAGGGGUUAAACAGCAGCGGGUCUGUGGGUGGGUUUGUUAUUGGGGAGAGAUCUCCCACCCUCCCUCCACUAGUGGAGCCUGUGACACUGCGGAGGAGACAGCUAAGGAGAGAGAAUCAGAGGAGCUGUUCUCAUUUCAGCACCAAGGACAGCAGCCUGCAGCCCCUCUACAUAGCCUGGAGAGACAGAGCCCCCACCCAAAACACAGUCGGAGAUCUGGAUGCAGCUCAGCAAUAACCCAGAUCGAUCACCUGUUUCCAGAAGGAGGAACCCUAUGUAGGAGAGGAGAUCGAUGCAUGGUGUCCGCUCCAGUGAAUGAUUUGCGCACAGGAGCGGUGAUCGCCUCACCUCCCCGACCCCCCCACCUCAUCCCAGCAAGUGAAGGGUUCUCCUGGCUGGUGGCAUCUCGGCUUCUCUCUGGUGGGAGUUGGGGAGCCCCCCAAAGAAAGGACGUUGGCUCAACCGGGGUGUGCGCAAUCCAUGGACAAGAUGCGCCUAUUCCUCCUGGCCGUCUUGUUUUUGUUCUCCUUCGCCAGGGCUGGAUGUGACCCCAAAAUUGUGAACAUCGGGGCGGUUCUGAGCACCAAGAAACAUGAGCAGAUCUUCAGGGAGGCAGUCAACCAAGCCAACAAGAGGCAUGGCACCUGGAAGAUACAGCUCAAUGCCACCUCAGUCACCCACAGGCCCAAUGCCAUCCAGAUGGCACUGUCAGUAUGCGAGGACCUCAUCUCCAGCCAAGUUUAUGCAAUAUUGGUCAGUCACCCUCCAGCACCGACUGAUCACCUGACGCCAACCCCGGUGUCAUACACAGCCGGCUUCUACCGGAUACCGGUCAUUGGAUUGACGACCAGAAUGUCUAUAUAUUCCGAUAAGAGCAUCCACUUGUCCUUCCUGCGUACGGUUCCACCGUACUCCCACCAGGCGCUCGUCUGGUUCGACAUGAUGCGCCUCUUCGGCUGGAAUCAUGUAAUUCUCAUCGUAAGUGACGACCACGAGGGCCGGGCAGCCCAGAAGAAGCUGGAGACCCUGUUGGAAGAGAAGGAAUCCAAGAGUAAAAAAAGGAACUAUGAAAACCUCGAACAACUUUCCUAUGACAACAAGCGUGGACCCAAGGCAGAAAAAGUUCUUCAUUUUGACCCUGGAACCAAGAAUGUGACGGCUCUUCUGACGGAAGCAAAGGGAUUGGAAGCCAGGGUGAUCAUUCUCUCAGCAAGCGAGGAUGACGCAAGUACCGUGUACAAGACGGCAGCUGUAUUGGAAAUGACAGGACCCGGCUAUGUCUGGUUGGUGGGAGAAAGAGAGAUAUCAGGAAGCGCGUUACGAUACGCACCUGACGGAGUUAUUGGUCUCCAGCUGAUUAAUGGGAAGAAUGAAUCUGCUCACAUAAGUGAUGCAGUGGCUGUUGCAGCGCAGGCCAUCCACGAAUUGUUCGAAAAGGAAAAUAUUACAGAUCCACCAAGAGGUUGUGUUGGAAAUACCAAUAUCUGGAAAACAGGGCCGCUCUUCAAGAGGGUGCUCAUGUCUUCCAAGUACCCAGAGGGAGUCACAGGAAGAGUUGAAUUUAAUGAGGACGGGGACCGGAAAUUCGCUAAUUACAGCAUUAUGAACCUUCAGAACCGUAAACUCGUCCAAGUCGGGAUCUUCAACGGCAGCCAUAUUUUGCUAAAUGAUAGAAAGAUCAUUUGGCCGGGCGGUGAAACCGAGAAACCGCAAGGCUACAAGAUGUCGACCAAUUUAAAGAUAGUUACCAUUCACCAAGAACCGUUCGUGUAUGUGAAGCCAGCGCUGCCAGACGGUUCCUGUAAAGAAGAGUACGCCAUUACCGGGGACCUGAUAAAAAAGGUCCCUUGCUCAGGACCCAACGAUACCAUCCCGGGUCGCCCCACGGUACCACAAUGCUGCUAUGGCUUCUGCAUUGACUUGUUACUCAAACUGGCCAAGGAAAUGAGUUUCAAUUAUGAGUUCCACCUGGUGGCUGAUGGGAAGUUUGGGACUCAGGAGCGGGUUAACAACAGUAACAAGAAAGAAUGGAACGGGAUGAUGGGCGAGCUGUUGAGCGGUCAGGCCGACAUGAUCGUGGCUCCCUUAACCAUCAACAACGAGCGAGCGCAAUACAUCGAAUUCUCCAAGCCCUUCAAAUAUCAGGGGCUCACCAUCCUCGUGAAAAAGGAAAUACCCAGGAGUACACUGGACUCAUUCAUGCAGCCCUUUCAGAGCACCCUCUGGCUGCUGGUGGGACUCUCUGUCCAUGUUGUGGCUGUCAUGUUGUAUCUGCUGGAUCGAUUCAGUCCAUUUGGUCGUUUUAAAGUGAACACAGAGGAGGAAGAGGAAGAUGCCCUCACUCUGUCCUCUGCUAUGUGGUUCUCCUGGGGCGUCUUGUUGAACUCUGGUAUUGGAGAAGGGGCACCAAGAAGUUUCUCCGCUCGGAUCCUCGGGAUGGUGUGGGCCGGAUUUGCUAUGAUCAUUGUAGCUUCCUACACUGCCAACCUGGCUGCCUUCCUGGUGCUGGACAGGCCAGAGGAGAGGAUAACAGGAAUAAAUGAUCCCCGGCUGCGGAAUCCCAGCGACAAGUUUAUUUAUGCCACCGUCAAGCAGAGCUCCGUGGAUAUUUACUUCAGGAGACAGGUGGAACUCAGCACGAUGUACCGGCACAUGGAGAAGCAUAACUAUGAGAGCGCCGCGGAAGCCAUACAAGCGGUGCGCGACAAUAAACUCCAUGCGUUUAUCUGGGAUUCCGCUGUUCUGGAAUUCGAGGCCUCACAGAAGUGCGACCUUGUUACUACCGGGGAACUGUUCUUCCGUUCCGGCUUUGGGAUCGGCAUGAGAAAGGACAGUCCGUGGAAGCAGAAUGUGUCUCUGAACAUUCUCAAAUCACACGAGAAUGGAUUCAUGGAAGAUCUUGAUAAAACAUGGGUCAGGUAUCAGGAGUGUGAUUCCCGCAGCAAUGCCCCAGCUACGCUCACUUUUGAGAACAUGGCAGGUGUCUUCAUGCUGGUCGCUGGCGGUAUUGUUGCCGGAAUCUUCCUGAUAUUUAUUGAAAUUGCAUACAAACGGCACAAGGACGCCCGGAGAAAGCAGAUGCAGCUUGCCUUUGCCGCUGUAAAUGUGUGGAGGAAAAAUCUGCAGGAUAGAAAAAGUGGUAGAGCAGAACCUGACCCUAAAAAGAAAGCCUCUUUUAGGUCCAUCACCUCUACCCUGGCCUCCAGCUUCAAGAGACGUAGGUCCUGCAAAGACACGGAGCAAGAAGAUUUGCGCCCAUGCGGAAGAUUUAACUAUAUACCCCCUCCCCCCAACUUACAGAACAGUGGGGUCCAAUGUCCCGGAUGCAAUGACGAUUUACACAAUUCUCCUGCCAAUUGCAGAUGUGACUGGGGCAAUACCAUCCAACUGACAUCACCGGUCAGCUAAAUCUGUCCGACCCCUCUGUUAGCACUGUGGUGUAGUACAAAGAAGAGAGAGAGACAAUGACUGUUCUGCUUGUGGAUGGUAUAUAAUGGACCUAAGACCAACGCGUUUCACAUUUACAUAAUGGUAAGAGACGAGGUGGCAUAAGGACUCUGGGACUGCAUGUUUUACACACAUCCCCUCCCUCUGGCUGGAUUGUUGGAUUUUUACACUUUUACUGGAGACAAAAUUGAACUGAAACUUUGUUCCCACCUUAUAAAUUAGAUACCCCUCCAGCCCGUUUGCUAUAUUUAUUUUUUUCCGAAACGUCAAACAGUUGAUUGGACCGUGAGAACAAUAUUUGAACACUACGAACACUUUGCAUUAUAAUAAUUGAUCUUUUUGCUACUAUAUAAAUGUUAUUAUCGAUCCUAUUCUGCAUAUAAUUUUUUUUUUUGCAUCUAUUUUUUUAUGCAUCAAUUUCUUUUUUAUGCAUUUAUUUCAAUAAGCAUGGGUUAUAUAUUUCUACACAUGUAUAAUUCUGUGUGCAAACUCUUAACCACCUGGUAAAUUAUAUUAACAUAUAUUUAUUUAGUUUUUCUAGGCUAACCCUUCCUUCGUGACUUGUUAUAGUCCGUAACUCGAUCUUAAAGCGGAAGUAUGACAAAAAAUUAUAUUUUGUACGCUGCGUUAGAUUGAAUAUGAUUGACCUUUUUAUUUAUAAAAAAAUAUAUAUAAUAGAGUUGCCACAUAUUUAAAGUGGAUCUGUUGAUAAACACGGCAGAGGCGGCCAUGUUGUGGACUGAACCAAUAUUUAUGAGAAGGCAGCCUAUGAGUUAACUAGGGACCGGUGACAUCCCUGUGUCUUAGUGUUGUUCCUUAGUAAAAUCGCUGGUAUCUAGGCAACUGAUCGGCUGUAUAAAUAUUGUCCCAGCUGUGCAAAAUGGCUGCCUCCGCUGUACGUAGGUGACUUGUCAACGUUAAUUGACAGGUGGUAUGGGAGUUGCUGCCACAGAUUAAUUAUCUGAGCUCCUAUCUAGUCAGUGAGAAUUUUCAUAGUUUUCUCAUGCUUUAAAGCAGGCCUGGCCAACCUGUGGCUCUCCAGCUGUUGUGAAACUACACAU
Molecule: messenger RNA, 4550 nt
Organism: Pseudophryne corroboree (corroboree frog)
Lineage: Eukaryota; Metazoa; Chordata; Amphibia; Anura; Myobatrachidae
Gene: GRIN1
Product: glutamate ionotropic receptor NMDA type subunit 1
Exons: 23
Coding region: 523-3450 (975 amino acids)
Biological process (GO): monoatomic ion transport; ionotropic glutamate receptor signaling pathway; chemical synaptic transmission
Cellular component (GO): neuron projection; synapse; NMDA selective glutamate receptor complex
Molecular function (GO): NMDA glutamate receptor activity
Source: RefSeq, a predicted model, not a curated record